AUGGCCAAUGACAAUGACCAGCCGCAGCAGCUGGAAGUUCUUUCCAUGCUUGAUGCCGCGAAAACACAAUUCUACCACUUCAGGGCAGUGGUCAUCUCCGGCAUGGGAUUCUUCACCGAUUCCUACGACCUUUUCUGCAUCUCCCUCGUCACCAAACUCCUCGGCCGCAUCUACUACACCCUUCCGGGGUCCUCUAAACCCGGCAGCCUCCCUCCUAACUUGGCUGCUGCCGUCAAUGGAGUAGCUCUCUGCGGCACCCUCGCUGGCCAACUCUUCUUCGGGUGGCUUGGUGACAAGCUCGGCCGCAAACGCGUCUAUGGCAUAACCCUAAUGCUUAUGGUGGGCUGCUCUAUCUGCUCUGGACUCUCCUUCGGAAGCACCCCCAACUCCGUCAUGGCCACCCUCUGCUUCUUCCGAUUCUGGCUCGGCUUCGGCAUCGGCGGUGACUACCCGCUCUCUGCUACCAUCAUGGCAGAGUAUUCCAACAAGAAAACCCGUGGUGCAUUUAUUGCCGCCGUCUUUGCCAUGCAAGGGUUUGGGAUUUUGGCUGGAGGAAUGGUGGCGAUCGUAGUAUCAGCUAUCUUCCGCGAGCUUUAUCCGGCGCAACCCUACGCUGAGAACCACAUCGAAUCCAUCCCUUCUCAGGUCGACUACGUAUGGAGGAUUAUUCUCAUGUUCGGUGCUCUUCCGGCGGGCCUUACUUAUUACUGGAGAAGACAAAUGCCGGAGACCCCUCGCUAUACUGCCUUGGUGGCCAAGGAUGGAACCAAAGCUUGUGAAGACAUGUCCAAAGUUUUAAACGUCGAAAUCAAGGAGGAGCAGAUAGUAGUGCAGAGCAAGGCGAAGUCUUUUGGUCUGUUUUCCAAGGAGUUCAUGAGGCGACAUGGAAUGCACUUACUGGGAACAUCGGCUUGUUGGUUCUUACUAGACAUUGCUUACUACAGCCAAAAUCUGUUCCAGAAGGAUAUUUUCAGCGCCGUGGGAUGGCUGCCCGCUGCAAAGUCGAUGAGUGCCCUUGAUGAGCUUUUCAAGAUUGCUAGGGCACAAACCCUAAUUGCUCUUUGUGGUACUGUUCCCGGCUAUUGGUUCACUGUGGCUUUGAUCGAUCGCAAGCACUUUGGACGGUUCCGUAUUCAGCUGAUUGGGUUCUUUUUCAUGACUGUAUUCAUGUUUGUUUUGGGAAUUGGGUACCACCAUUGGAGUAUGCCGGCUAACAAUAUUGGGUUUAUAGCGCUUUAUGCACUGACAUUUUUCUUCGCCAAUUUCGGACCUAACAGCACCACAUUUGUGGUGCCGGCUGAGAUUUUUCCAGCAAGGUUUCGGUCCACUUGUCACGGAAUUUCGGCGGCUUUCGGCAAGGCGGGUGCAAUUGUCGGGGCUUUUGGGUUCUUGUAUGCGUCGCAGAAUCAAGACAAGGCUAAGGCUGAUGCAGGGUUCCCGGCUGGAAUUGGGAUGAAGAAUUCUCUGUUAGUACUUGCAGUGAUCAAUACCAUAGGGUUAUUGUUUACGUUCUUGGUUCCUGAAUCUAAGGGGAAAUCCCUCGAGGAGAUGUCAAGGGAGAAUGAAGAACAAAGAGGUGAUCUUGAGAACCAAGUAGAGGCUAAUGUUUAG
This is a messenger RNA of Argentina anserina (silverweed cinquefoil), 1611 nucleotides long. RefSeq names its product probable inorganic phosphate transporter 1-2. NCBI's taxonomy places the organism in Eukaryota, Viridiplantae, Streptophyta, Magnoliopsida, Rosales, Rosaceae. Gene Ontology annotation, biological process: transmembrane transport; phosphate ion transport. Bases 1 to 1611 code for a protein of 536 amino acids. Gene Ontology annotation, molecular function: phosphate transmembrane transporter activity. The record is from RefSeq and is a predicted model, not a curated record. Gene Ontology annotation, cellular component: membrane. The transcript has a single exon.